This is a messenger RNA of Astyanax mexicanus (Mexican tetra), 1363 nucleotides long. Its product is annotated as olfactory receptor class A-like protein 1. Gene Ontology annotation, molecular function: pheromone receptor activity. The record is from RefSeq and is a predicted model, not a curated record. Gene Ontology annotation, biological process: G protein-coupled receptor signaling pathway. The transcript has 2 exons. The coding region runs from base 130 to 1083 and encodes 317 amino acids. Gene Ontology annotation, cellular component: membrane. Lineage: Eukaryota; Metazoa; Chordata; Actinopteri; Characiformes; Acestrorhamphidae.
GAGACGCCCCCGUGGGCGAAUAGGUGAACGGUAGACGCUAUAAAUUAGGAAAAGUUUAGGUGCAGAUUGCAAUGCCGCCUACAAAUGAGUGAGUAGGCCGCUGCACCGAGAGGAUACAGAUCUGCCUCUAUGGAUCUCUGCAUCACCAUCAAGGGCGUCUCCUUCCUCCUGCAGACGGGGCUGGGCAUCAUGGGUAACAUGCUGGUGUUGGCGGCCUACGGCCAUAUUGCUUUGGUGGAGCCCCGGCUGCAGCCUGUAGACCAGAUCAUGGCUCACUUAGCCUUUGCUAACCUGAUGCUGCUGCUAACGCGCGGCGUCCCCCAGACCAUGACCGUCUUCGGGCUGCGGCACCUGCUGAACGACUCCGGCUGCAAGGUGGUGAUCUAUACGUACCGCAUCACCCGGGCGCUGUCCGUCUGCUUCACCUGCAUGCUGAGCGUAUUCCAGGCCCUGACCAUCGCCCCCGCCGGCGGCCCGAGGCUGGCCCGGCUCAAGGCUCGGCUGCCCCAGCUGGUGGCGCCCACCUUUGCAGGCCUGUGGCUGCUCAACAUGGCGGUCUGCAUCGCCGCCCCGUUCUUCUCCGUCGCGCCUCGCAACGGAACAGUGCCGCCGUUCACCCUGAACCUGGGCUUCUGCCACGUCGACUUCCGCGACAACCUGUCGUACGUUAUUAACGGCGCCGCCGUCUCGGCACGGGACUUCUCCUUCGUAGGCCUCAUGCUCGGCUCCAGCGGCUACAUCCUGGUACUUCAGCACAAGCACAGCCGGCAGGUCCGGGCCAUCCGCCGCUCCCAGGGCGGCUCCAUGGAGAUGCGGGCGGCGAAGACCGUGGUGAUGCUGGUGGUCCUGUACGCCGUGUUCUUCGGCAUCGACAACGUGAUCUGGAUCUACAUGCUGACUGUAGCACAGGUUCCCGCCGUGGUGGCGGACAUGAGGGUGUUCUUCUCCUCCUGCUACGCCACCCUCAGCCCCUUCCUCAUGAUCAGCUCCAACAAGAAGCUGAAGGAGAGGAUGGUGUGUGCGGCGGGAGGCGAACAGAAGCAGGACGCUGCAGAGGACACUGACAAAACUAAUAUUAAAUAAUAUUAACAAUAUUAAAUCAUUCUAAAUAAACAAUCGGACUCUUGAUUAACGCACAACUGGAUAAAAAUAUUUGAUAUUUGCACGCUUGGACAUUGUUUGUAUCCCCCCAAAAAAGGGUUAGCGUUACAAACAAUUGUUAGUUAGGUUUGGGGGGGUCUAACGAUUUAUAUAUCCUUCUUACCUUUGAUGUAAAAUAUUAUUUAACAAUUAAUGUACAGUAUCUACGUCUGGAAGAUUCUUGUAAUAAAGUAAUAAGUAAAGUGGACCAUACCAUGUCCAU